Molecule: messenger RNA, 801 nt
Organism: Magnolia sinica
Lineage: Eukaryota; Viridiplantae; Streptophyta; Magnoliopsida; Magnoliales; Magnoliaceae
Exons: 1
Coding region: 1-801 (266 amino acids)
Source: RefSeq, a predicted model, not a curated record
AUGGAAAAAAGGAGGACAGUAGUAAUCAGAUCGAUCAAACUCCCAACGGGUGAUACCAUUCACACAACUGAAGAUGUGGGAGCAGAAGCAGAAAGGUACUACAAAGAUCUAUUCUCGUCUGAGGCCAGCCAAGUUAAUGACGGUCUCCUAGAUUGCAUCCCAAGUCUAGUCACGAAUACGAUGAACAAAGGCCUCUUAAGGUUAUCGAAUAUGGAGGAGGUCAAAGAAGCAGUCUUUGCGAUUCCAAUCAAUAGUGCUCAAGGCCCGAAUGAGUUCUCUGGGGCUUUCUUCUUCUCCUGCUGGGAAAUUAUUAGGGAAGACAUUUUUGAAGCGGCUUGCAAAUUCUUUGAGGGAGGAGCUAUCCCUAGGGCAUUCCAUUGCACAUGGAUAUACCUUGUUCCCCAAAAGACAAACUCUGAAUCCUUUAGGGACUACAGAUCGAUUAGCUUGUGUAACUGUAUCCAAAGGAUAUUCUCUAAAAUCUUAGCAAUUAUGUUAUCAAGGAUCCUCCUAAUUAUCAUCUCUAAAGAACAACGCUCCUUUGUGAGAGAAAGAUCGAUAGUGGAAAGUGUAUCCAUUGCCAGUGAAAUGGCCUUCGAAAUUGACAAAAAAGUCCAUGGGGGCAACUUCAUUCUUAAAACGGAUAUGGAAAAGGCAUAUGAUUGCUUGGAAUGGACUUUCAUUAAUCGGGUCCUAUUUAAGUAUGGCUUUGACCUGAAAUGGAUAUUCUUAGCACAACGAUGCUUGCAAGAAUAUUGGUUUUCGGUUCUUAUCAAUGGAAGACCUUGUGAGUUCUUCUAA